This is a messenger RNA of Melospiza georgiana, 219 nucleotides long. Its product is annotated as protein FAM240B-like. The coding region runs from base 1 to 219 and encodes 72 amino acids. The transcript is spliced from 2 exons. NCBI's taxonomy places the organism in Eukaryota, Metazoa, Chordata, Aves, Passeriformes, Passerellidae. The record is from RefSeq and is a predicted model, not a curated record.
AUGAAUAGCCAGUAUAUGCGUCAUGAAGUGCGGGGCUGUGAAACCAGCGACCUGAGGAACUUCUGGGAAAAGACCAUCGAACAACAAACUCAGUAUCUGCAAAGUGAAAAGGAACGUCAGCGAAGAAGUGCUCUGACAAAGCUCAGAAAUGAAUGGAUGGAGAGGCUGGAAAAACGGAUAAAGAUGUUGAGGACCCAAUCUGAAGGCUCAUCCAGCUGA